AUGAGCGGAUUAUUUGGAGCAGUAAGGAAGUUCUUCAGACCAAAGGGUCUUAUAGGAUAUGAUCUUCAAGGGAACAAAUACUUUGAGAUUCCCAAUCCUGCUGGUGGACGUAUGAAGCGAUUCGUGCAGUAUAAGAAAAAUAGAGAUUUGGCAGAAUACUCUCGAGCAGAACUGAGGCCACCUGUACAAUGGAGAGCGUGGCUAUCGCAUACCCGAGUAGAACCACCUACACUUCAAGAAUUAGAAUACGAUUACACCCGACAACAAGGCUUGCAACCUAAGAUAGCAGCAAUAGAAGCUAGAGAGAGGGAAGAGCGUAUACGUCAAGGAUAUUUAUUACCUGAUGGAUCGGUUCCACAGGCUCCAUCACAGAUUGCCGGUCCGUCAACCCCUUCAGAAAGAGCAGCAAGACUCAAACAGAUUGGCCAACCCCCUCCUCAACCUCAACAUGUAAACUCCCUCAACUCGGAAAGAGCGUCAGCUUCUUCAUAUCCUAUUCCUACGCCGACCAAUGACAAGGUAGCGGAACCUAGUAAGACGGUCGAUCCGGCUCAACAUUCCAGUGCGGAAGAUCUAAGGAGAUUGGCGAUGGAAGAUACUAAACGACGUAUAGCUGAAUCAGAAAAUCAACAGCAGCAGCAAAAGCAGAUACAGGGGAAGAAAGGUGUUGAAGGUGUUGGACUGGGAUUGGCGGGGGAAAGAUUGAAACCUAGACGAAGAGGUAGGGCAUGA
Kwoniella botswanensis is the source of this 732-nucleotide messenger RNA. RefSeq lists its product as uncharacterized. Bases 1 to 732 code for a protein of 243 amino acids. The transcript has 5 exons. Gene Ontology annotation, cellular component: membrane; mitochondrion. The record is from RefSeq and is a predicted model, not a curated record. NCBI's taxonomy places the organism in Eukaryota, Fungi, Basidiomycota, Tremellomycetes, Tremellales, Cryptococcaceae. Gene Ontology annotation, biological process: mitochondrial respiratory chain complex I assembly.